AUGUCAAGAGAACCAAUUAAUUUUAAUUUUUCAGAAUUAACAUCUGUAAUUGAUGAAUAUAUAUGUCCAAUUUGUUUUGAAACAUAUUAUAAAAAAGAAAUUUAUCAAUGUAGACAAGGUCAUUGUUCGUGUAAAGAUUGCUGGGAAAAAUCAUUUGAAAAAAAAAAGGAAUGUAUGACAUGUAAAAUACAAGUAAAUUCUUUUAAUGAACUCUCAAGAAAUAGAUUGCUCGAGAACUUGUUAUUAAAAACAGAUGUAUGUUGUCCAUAUUCAUUCAGAAAUAUUAUUAGAGUAGAUGAAAGUGAAGAAUUAAUAAAAGAAAGCAAUGGGUGUAAAGAAAUUAUUAAAUUGGAAGAAUUAGACAAUCAUAUUGAAAAAUGUAGUUUUAGAUUUGUAAAAUGUGAAUAUCAUGAAAAAGGAUGCAAUGAUAAAAUCAGAUAUAAUGAAAAUGAAAUCCAUAUUUCCAAAUGUGAAUAUCAAUCAUUAAAUUGUACACAUUGUUCUAAUGUUUACUUAUUAAAAACAAUCGAACAACAUUAUCUCGAAUGUCCUUCAAUGUUAAUAGACUGUUUUGUAUGUGAAGAAAAAAUAAAAAGAGGAGAAAUGUAUAAUCAUUUAGAUAUAGAAUGUCAAGAGGUAACCAUUUCAUGUAAAUUUUCACAAUUUGGAUGCAAUGAUAAAAUAAAAAGAUGUAAUUUAGAAAAUCAUUUAGAUCAAAUAAACCACACCAAAUAUUUAAGUACAGCAAUAGAUGGUUUGAGUACAUCAAUAGAACAUUUAAACAUUAAAAAUAAUCUACUUUCAAAUAGUAUUGAUGAAUUAACCAAAAAUAAUGAACUUUUAAUUAUUAAAAAUAAACAACUUUCAAAUAGUAUUGAUGAAUUAACUAAAGAAUAUAAAAAUAAAUGGAUAAUUUCCAACUAUUCCAAAAUUAACCAUAAUGUCGGUGAUAGUUUGAUAUCACCUAAAUUUGGAAAAGCUCCAAAUUUAUUUGAAAUCAAAUUAUAUAAAAAUGGAGAAGAUAACACAUUUAUUGGAAAAAUAGGUAUAUAUCUUCGUCCCACAAGAGAACAAAAAAACAUAACAUUCUCAAUAACUUUAUUAAAUAAAGAUUCUAAAAAGAAUGAUACUCUUAAAUACAAUAAUGAAAUAACAAAUAAUGGAUGGGGAUGGCGAGAAUUUAUAAAAUGUGAUAAAUUAAAUAAAGAAAACGGAUAUGUAACAGAAGAUGACAAAUUACAAUUUGAAUUUACACUUACAUAUCCUAAACCAAUGCCAUUGUUAUCAAAUUAA
Molecule: messenger RNA, 1293 nt
Organism: Dictyostelium purpureum
Lineage: Eukaryota; Evosea; Eumycetozoa; Dictyosteliales; Dictyosteliaceae
Exons: 4
Coding region: 1-1293 (430 amino acids)
Molecular function (GO): zinc ion binding; protein binding
Source: RefSeq, a predicted model, not a curated record